UACUUCCUUUUUCCCGUCGUCCAUACAUACACGUGAAGGUCAGCAAUAGAGCCAUAAAGAAUUCAUAAUUAGGAAUAUAUUACUUUUAGGACCUCUUUUUAGCGAACUAUGGACGCCCAGGGAGCGACCGCAGACCCUCAGCUUCAGCACUUCAUCGAAAUCGAGUCUCAAAAACAAAGAUUUCAGCAGCUGGUGCAUCAAAUGACUGAGGUUUGCUGGGAGAAAUGUAUGGACAAACCCGGGCCAAAGCUGGACUCAAGGACAGAAGUGUGCUUCGUUAACUGCGUGGAGCGAUUUAUCGACACCAGCCAGUUCAUCCUAAACAGACUGGAACAGACUCAGAGGAGCAGGGGCGGCUUCUCCGAGGCCAUAUCGGACUAAAAACGACUCACUGAAAAGACACAUGGCACGCAGGCAGUUCCUGCUCUGUGAGGAGGCUGUUUGGAAAUGCAGAACUGUCUCUUCAACUGGAAAAAGUGUUACUUUUCAUAUAAGUGCCUGAGGUUAACACCAUGGAUGGACUCAUGCAGAAGUCAAGGGUUUUAUUUGUCCUCCAUUAAGCAGAAUAUGAGUGUUACAAAGUGUUAAGAUUCUGGUCUGUUGUCAAGUCAGUCCACUGAUCAAACUGAGCUGCGUUAAUAUCCACUGAUGUAACUAGUGGGUUUGCAAGUGUGGGAGACAGCAGAAAGACGGAUGCAUCUGGGACAUUCAGCUUGCCAGCUGUUUUUGACAGCCACAAGGACCACGGCACACUCUGCUGUAAUGUAAGAGAACCAGUGCCCAUGACUGAAGAGGUUCAGGACUGUACAUAUGCAAUAAACAAAAUGCCAGAUAAUUCUGUCUAUCUUUUGGAAUAGUGUGUAUUUAAGUAAUGUUGUAAUUAUGUUUUAAUCAGCAAUAUCAAACACACAAACUACAGUUACAUUAGAUAUGUUACAACUUGGCACAUGUUGCAAAUUCAUUUUUAUAGGGUAAGAACAAUCUUUGGUGCUGUUUUUAUAUAAUAAUACUGAGGUAUUACAGGAACUCAUCAGAGGAAUUAUUCAAUCUUGUUCAUCAACAACAUGUGAUUGAAAUGCAUUCAGGGCUAAUCACAUUUUCUGGCUUUACAAUGAGUUGCAAUAUAUUACAUUUUUACAAUAAGGUUAAAAGUGCAAAACUAUGAAUAAGGUCAUUGUUUUCAGUAACAGAAGGCAGGUAAUAAUUUAGCUUAUACAGGCUAAUAAUAUUCAACCUUUACUCAAUAUACUGUAAAAGAAAACACACAGCAGUGCAACAGACAUUCCCAUUGAUAAAAAACAUACUACCGAUUAA
Molecule: messenger RNA, 1314 nt
Organism: Micropterus salmoides (largemouth bass)
Lineage: Eukaryota; Metazoa; Chordata; Actinopteri; Centrarchiformes; Centrarchidae
Gene: timm8a
Product: translocase of inner mitochondrial membrane 8 homolog A (yeast)
Exons: 2
Coding region: 109-381 (90 amino acids)
Source: RefSeq, a predicted model, not a curated record